GUCGUCGCGUCCUAGUGACGUGUUAUUGUAAAUCGAGGGGGCGUGUCCAGGGUUGCUGACCAAGAUGGCGGCGUCCGUAAGACAGGAUCUUACCCAGCUGAUGAGUUCCAGCGGCUCUCACAAGGACCUUGCCGGGAAGUACCGUCAGAUAUUGGAGAAAGCUCUUCAGCUUCCCGGACAAGAACAGCUUGAGGCGCUGAAAGCAUUUGUUGAAGCAAUGGUGAAUGAGAACGUCAGCCUUGUGAUAUCACGGCAGCUGCUCACUGACUUUUGUACGCAUCUUCCAAGUCUGCCUGAUGGUAUUGCAAAGGAGAUCUAUCACUUCACCUUGGAGAAGAUCCAGCCACGAGUCAUUUCUUUUGAGGAGCAGGUUGCAUCAAUUAGGCAGCACUUGGCGACCAUAUAUGAGAAAGAAGAUGACUGGAGGAAUGCAGCUCAAGUGUUGGUCGGGAUUCCUCUGGAAACAGGGCAAAAACAGUAUAAUGUAGACUAUAAAUUGGAAACCUAUCUGAAAAUUGCCCGUCUUUACUUGGAGGAUGAUGACCCUGUGCAAGCAGAAGCAUACAUUAACCGGGCCUCUCUGCUGCAGAAUGAGUCCACCAAUGAGCAGCUACAGAUCCACUACAAGGUUUGCUAUGCCCGUGUUCUGGAUUACAGAAGGAAGUUUAUUGAAGCUGCUCAGAGAUACAAUGAGCUGUCAUACAAAACCAUUGUACAUGAAACAGAGCGAAUGGAAGCACUGAAGCACGCAUUACACUGCACAAUCCUGGCUUCUGCAGGACAGCAACGUUCCCGAAUGUUGGCAACGCUUUUCAAGGAUGAACGAUGCCAACAGCUUUCAGCAUAUGGGAUUCUGGAGAAGAUGUAUCUUGACAGGAUCAUUCGAGGAAACCAACUGCAGGAGUUUGCAGCUAUGCUCAUGCCACAUCAAAAAGCCACCACUGGAGAUGGUUCAAGUAUCUUGGACAGAGCAGUGAUAGAGCAUAACUUAUUAUCCGCAAGCAAACUGUACAACAAUAUCACUUUUGAGGAGCUUGGAGCAUUGCUGGAAAUACCUGCUGCCAAGGCAGAGAAGAUUGCCUCUCAGAUGAUUACAGAGGGACGUAUGAAUGGAUUUAUUGAUCAGAUUGAUGGCAUUGUUCAUUUUGAAACUCGUGAAGCUUUACCUACAUGGGACAAACAGAUCCAGUCCUUAUGUUUCCAAGUCAACAACCUACUAGAAAAAAUCAGUCAGACGGCACCAGAGUGGACAGCGCAAGCCAUGGAAGCUCAGAUGGCACAAUGAAGACCCUGCCUGUAUUGCCAUCCUGCUGGAGGACUGGGCAGGAUUUCCUGUCAUGCUGUGUGAUAUUAAUGCACUUCAUUGGGUUUCCCGACAAAUCUUCAUUAAGAAUACAUGACUACAAUCUCAGUACUGCACGAGUGUGAGCAUUUCUGUGUAGAACAAGCAAGCAGUGUUUGGCAUGCUCCAGAAAUAAAAUGACAGUACUAUGUUCAGCCUGUAAUGGGCUAUUUUAUGUA
Molecule: messenger RNA, 1521 nt
Organism: Pseudophryne corroboree (corroboree frog)
Lineage: Eukaryota; Metazoa; Chordata; Amphibia; Anura; Myobatrachidae
Gene: COPS4
Product: COP9 signalosome subunit 4
Exons: 10
Coding region: 65-1285 (406 amino acids)
Cellular component (GO): COP9 signalosome; cytosol
Source: RefSeq, a predicted model, not a curated record